Molecule: messenger RNA, 3324 nt
Organism: Vitrella brassicaformis
Lineage: Eukaryota; Vitrellaceae
Source: the annotation of a GenBank genome assembly
GUCCAUCCAUUCCACCGUUGUGUCAGCGACACGGCAUGAAUCUAGGCAUGAAUUCAUUCGUAUUGCUCUCAUUCGAUAGGCAAGGAAGACAGCAGGCUGUUUAUAUGUAUUGUCAGACAGAUAUGAGACAAGGCAGCUCACAUAGUUCCCGGACGCCACUUGUGAGGCACAAUCAAUUCGUACCUUGUUGUGACCUGCCUUCGUACCUUGUAUCCGUUCACUCCGUUCUCGACCGGUCUGUCUGGAAGAAGAGACACACGCACUUCACCCACCCACCAGACUGAGUUCUGCCAUUCACCCAGCCAGGCACGCCCCUACUACAAUAUCACACGUUCUUCCUUCAUGUGCCGCUCUCGCGAAGGCACGACACACAGACUAGAAGGCCCAAGUCAUACACCAACCGCACACAGCGCCGAGAACUGACCUACUGCUUGUACUUUUCCAUGACCUUCCUCAUGCCCGGUUUCUCCGACGCCAAGUCCCACGGCGUCUUACCCUGACACACGAAAGCGCUCCUCUCGUCCAUUCACAAGUCUGUGUGCACUCACUUCAUAGCCUUUGAUGUCGAGGAGAUUGACUCCGGCCUCAACGCCCCACUCCAACCUGGACUCGCACACAGAGAGGGUGAGGAGAGAGCGGCAAAGUUGAUUUGCGUUAUUCAUUAGUGUCCCUCACAGCUGGGCCACCGAAUCGCCUUUACUGGCCUUGACAGCAUCAUGCAGCACUGUGUCUCUGAGCUGUGUGUGAUGCUCACAGAGAAAGGCCGUCAACGAAUGACCGAGAGAUCUAGCUGUUUCUCACAUUGGUCUGGUGUGUCAGCAUGUUCUGCUUGUCCUGCCCUUUGGCAUACAGGGCUUUCAGCACGUCAACGUGAUAACGCGCUGUGAUGAACGGUGUAGUGCCAGUCUGCAGCCCACAGACAGACAGACAGAGACAGACAGAUAGACAGACAAUAUCGACACCAGCAAGGCGUCAGAGACACUUGUGUGCUGUAACCUUGUCGCAUGCAUCGAGCAGUGUGAGAUCCCACUCCAGCAGCUUAUUGACAGCCGCGACAUGGCCAUUGGCGGCAGCCCAGUGCAUGGCGGUCCGACCAUUCUGUUGCAUUGCAUCACAACCAACAUCUCUUCAUUUGAGCUGAUGGACAUGCACCUUGUAUGUUUGCUUCAGAAUCGACGGCCCAUACGCGUCGUACAUGAGCGGCAUGGCACCGGCCUGACCACGCGAUGCAGCGGCAAGGAAGGGUGUGUCCUACAUGCAGCCAACAAUGAGAAUCUCCCCUUUGAAUCCUUUCUUUCGUCUGAUUACCCCGUGGUCGUUUCGUUUAUCCAGUAUUGCUACACCGUGAGUCUUGAUCAUUUGGGUGAGAGCCGCACACUCGCCCUUCUUCGCGGCCUUGAACGAGGCCUCGACAACCUCAUACUCGUCAGCCUGUCGAGGACAGUCAGGAACACACACAGCUUACUCCGAAGGCGCUGCUGCUGCAUGGGUCCAUCGGGGUGUACGUGUUUGAUGUUUGACGGUUGUGGAGACGCCGGUCGGCUGGCUGGCGCUGAGGGCGAGACCGGCUUGGGUGGGGGCGUGGAAGUCCCCGUCAGCACCUUGAGAAGCUGAUGUAGGCAACAACAUGCCGUUCGUCCAUCCCAAGAUGAUGCGUCUCAUUCACCUGUCCCGCUGUGGGCCGAUCGUUAGGCUCUAGGGAAGAACAUUUCUGGUGAUCCAUCCAUCACACACAGAGACAGGGAGAUAAGGGUUCCCAAAGCGUCGCAGCGUGGCGACGUCCGCUUACUUUGAUGACCUCUUUGGCCUGUAGGGGCACAGAGUCGGGGAUGUCGGGUGCCUGAGUACAAAGGCGGUGACAGUGCCUUCAGCUAUGGCGGUGACAAUGGACAAUGCCUCAGCUAUGUGCCGUUCUUUAUCGCACGUUUUCUUCAGUUGACCUGUCUAAGUCUUAUGAGUUGUUGGAAGAGAACCAGCAGCGAGACGCCAUGCAGCUCGAGAAUGAUGAUCCCGAGGGCCCAGAUGUCCGCCUUGGUCGUCAGAUUCUCAGCUACCAAAGAGUAAGAAGUUGACAAUUCUUUCCUGCUAAAUGUCGCUCACCGUUCAACGCAAAUGCUUCGGGCGCCAUGUAAAGCCUUGUGCCCGCUCCUGCAGAUGCAAGAGUGCACAUGGACACGUAGCCUGACUCGCGGCGGCAGCGUGUUCCUCUCAUUUGUCUGUCACCGCCUUGAGCCGACGCUGUUCUGUUGAGGUCAAUCACUAGCCCAAAAUCGGUAAUCUUGAUGUCUUCUUCCUUGGUCACCUGCACAAUAAAGAAACGGGUGCGAAUGGACGUUGCAGUCUUGCAACUUACAAGUAUGUUGCCGGGCUUCAAGUCACGAUGUACUAUAUUCUUGUUGUGAAAUGACUGCACGCCCUCACAAAUCUAUCGGGCGACAGAUAAAAGGGUGCUCUGAUUCAGCCCUCUUUGCCCGUAUUAGCUACUUACCUGUCUCGCAAACUUGUCGCGGAGAUUGGCCGGCAGAGGACCCUUCGUCCUCUCGAGAAAUGACUGCAGUGAGCCACCCUCGCACAACUCUGAGACACACGAAAGCAACCGCCAGGCAAGAAAAGUCAGAGGGUAACGAGCACAUGGACAACCCACCCACCUGAUAUGAUCAUGGGUCCGUAAGUUUCGUGAGAGCAGAUGCCUAAAAAGGUGAUGACAUAGGGAUGUUUGAGGGACAGCAUCGGCUCCACCUCCUUCAAGACGUCAUCAUAGAGCACCUGUAUGAAAAGAUCCAUCUCUAUUCGUCGGUCCGUGGAUCGGGUUGCUUUCCCACGUGGAUCGGUAUGAGUUUCCUGUCCUCCUCAUUGACGACCUUGAUAGCCACCGGCUGGUCUUUCCACAGCCCCUUGUACACUGUCCCAAAACCUCCCUUUCCUGGCCCACACACACAUUAGCUGACCACAUCUCGGUAUGCGAUUGGUCUCGGGCUCACCGAGUCUGUCUGCCUCGCUGAAUGUGAUGUUUUGCCGAUCGAUACGCAGGCGGGGAGCCGCCGCCAUGACGGACUGCUUAUCGCCCUUUCUCGUCGUCUACGAACACAAAGCCAAAACAAAGGGGUCGUGUGUGAUGAUCAGGUGCCCUCUCACGUCGUUGAUCUGCGGUGCCGGUGCCUGUCCUGAUAUAUGCUGGCCAGAUGGCACUGACACGCACACAGCAUUGGAUGCAAUGAUGUGUCCAGAUCAGCAUGAAGACAGACAGACCUGUUUGUUUCUUGUACUUCUCCAUGAUCUCUCUGAUGUCCGACCUCUCCGCCGCCAAAUCCCACGGCGUCUUAC